Molecule: messenger RNA, 4852 nt
Organism: Xiphophorus hellerii (green swordtail)
Lineage: Eukaryota; Metazoa; Chordata; Actinopteri; Cyprinodontiformes; Poeciliidae
Exons: 3
Coding region: 1265-3034 (589 amino acids)
Molecular function (GO): nucleic acid binding; zinc ion binding
Source: RefSeq, a predicted model, not a curated record
CCCACAUAAAAUGGGGAUGCCUCUUUAAGAAACGGAGGUUAGGGAAGCUAGGUGGUCUACCUAGCCAAUAGGAAGUUUAGUUUCCAGUGAGUUUAAACCAAUCAGAAUUCGGACUGCCGCUGCAGGACCCGCCCUUCCGCAGCACUGAGUGUGUAAGCGAGAGAGAUCCGGAAACGAUUAAGCUGGGCAGCGUGAGAGUCUCUGUUUUAAAACAGUUAUACAACUCUAAACAAACGCUUUCCCAGAUCAUCCGACUUCUAAGCUGGACGCGUGAAGUGAAAAAAAAAAGAAAAGGAAAGACAAGUUCACUUUUUCUGCUGAACACCGUUAGAGCUGACUCGUUAGCUCUAACGGCCAACGGCUACUGGUUUAGCUCUAACGGCUACUAGGCUAACGUUUUAAGUUCAUCUUGUUCUCCGUUCAGCUGAAGUGCCUCACGGGUCCGGACUGAGAGCCACCAUAUUGUUGUCCCUAACGUGUCGCAUUGAGAUCGGUCAGGUUUUUUUGUUUAUGCUGGAUUGUUCCUGAGGUGGAUUCCUCCUGUGACUUUGAUGGCGAGCCUUCCCACCUGGACUUAGAAAGAACUGGAUUCCUGGAUUCCUUCUUUUCCGUUUGGAGUCCUGCUGCACCCCGCGGUGUGGUAGGCUGGUACCACUCACAUCUUCACACACAGUUGGUUAUGAAUGAGACCCCUGACUGACAUUUUUCUUUUUAUUGUUUAAUCCUGGAAUUUCUGAUCUCACCUUUUGGACUGGUUUUUAUUUGGUACUUCGUAACAAACUGCUGUGUAGGAAAUUCUCCUCAUGUGAAUGGUGUUGAGCUGAACCUAAUUGGAACUGGAAUUGAUUGAUCUGUUGCCUAUUACGAUUUAGAAUUCAGAUUACCAGGGUGCACCCAAAAGAUUCAAAACUGAGAACUAGCACUUGGCCAAGUAUUUGUAUUAUUUUUUUGUAUUUUAUUGUGUGUAAUUUUAUUUUCAUAAUUGUGUGUCUUGUAUAACUGUUUGUUAAUUUCAUGGUUUAUGUCACUAAAGCCAGUUGUUUUUUUUAAAUUCAUUUAACUGCCUUUAUGUGUCAUUUAAACACCCCACUAUGCUCCGAUAGUCGAACCUAUUGGCCCAUUCAUCUAAUAUAUAAAAUACCCUUCUCAUCUGUGUUACAGAGGAAGCUUUGGCGAGCCAGCCAGGAGCUAGAGUGUGUGUUUAAGUGUCAGACAUCUUAUCCCUGUUGUUUGAACGUCCCAAGUACUUUUUCUGAAAAGAAAAAUGGAUGUGGUACUCCGGGAGUCCGUACAAAUUUCCCAUUCUGUGGUUGUUAGUGGUUUAACAGGGUCAGAGACAGAUGAGGAAGUGUCCACCUUUCUCCAGAAGUAUGGGUCCAUUAAUCGUUACAUUCGCUUAGAUGAUCCUAAGUCAGAUUUCCAUAAAAACAUGAUUAUUGAGUUUUCACAUGAGACUGCCAUGCAGACAUUAGAGCCAUUGUUGCCUCUUCAGCUUCCAAGCACGACUCAAGCAGGCAUUGUGUAUGAGUUAAAGGCUUUAGGAAGUGUCUACACAUUAGACGCCAGAAGCAAAGCUACUAAGAUGUACAUGGAACAGCUCUCUGAAAUUGCCAGGCUGAGUGGAAAUUCAUUAGGGGAAAUGUUGAAGGAGGAACUUAAAAAUCUGGUUUCAUCUGCAGAAAGUAUUUUUGUCCAAUCACCUGAGACUGAUCCAGAAUCCUCAGCUUCACAGAGUCCAACCCCACGAAAAGACUCAACUAGCCAAAGAGAUGUUUCAUCUUCUGAAAACCCUCAACCAGUGACGCCUACCAAAUCCACGAUUUUGACACCGGCAAGUGAUCCAAGUGAGCCUCAUACCCCUUCCAUUUCCAGUAAAAACCUGAUUGAUCUCAACCCCCCACAGACUUUUUCUGUUUCAUCUGCAUCCACUGCUAUGCCCCUAAUCGAUGUUAACCCACCUGCAGUUCAGCGAGUGGUGGUUGAGCAUGUGGUGCGCAGCAAUGAUAACUCACCCCAGUUUGCUUCACCCAGUAGACUCAGAGCUUUUUCAGGCAAGAGUCCACGUCCAAGCCAUGAAGCAGAUUAUGAUACAUGGCGUGCAAGUGUUGAAAUUCUUGUCAGAGACCCAUCUGUGUCAGACUUGCAUUGCACACAUCGUAUAUUAGACAGUCUUCUUCCUCCUGCUUCUGAAAUGAUCAAACAUUUGAGCCCACAGUCUAGUCCCUCAACUUAUCUCAAGUUGCUUGACUCCGCUUACGGUACAGUUGAAGAUGGUGACGAGCUUUAUGCUAGGUUCAUGAGCACGUUCCAGAAUGAUGGAGAGCUACCUUCUGUUUUCCUGCAGAGACUGCACACUGCUCUAAGCAAAACAAUGAGACGUGGUGGUGUGUCCGCUCAUGAGUUUGACCAACAGCUUUUAAAGCAGUUCUGUAGAGGUUGUUGGGAAAACGCUUUAAUAGUCGAUCUUCAGUUGGAACAAAAGAAAGAAAAACCACCUACCUUUGCAGAACUGUUGCUCCUUCUUAGGACAGAAGAAGAUAAACAGGCUGCAAAAAUGACUCGCAUGCGACAGCAUUUUGGCCAUGCUAAGUCUGGCCAUAACCCCAGCAGGCAGCGUGCCAUGUCACAAGUACAUAUUGCACAUGACACAGUUGAUUUGAUAAAUAAAACCGAUUUUGAGAUGCUCAAGCAACAAAUUGCUGACCUCAGCGUUCAGGUGAAGAGCAUGGUGUCCGCAGGCCAAAAGCCAAAACAACCUAAGGAACAAAAAGCAAAGUCUGUUCCUCUAAGUGUCACACAUGAAGCCCAUGUGGUGAAACCAAAAACAGCCCAUCAGCAUCCCUCCACAUUUAAAGCAAAUGGCAGACCACGUCCCUGGUACUGUUUCCAAUGUGGAGAGGAUGGCCAUGUUGUUUCAGUUUGUGAUAAAGCACCAAAUCCUUCCCUAGUAGCAGCUAAGAAAAAACAGCUAAAAGAAAAGCAGGCUGCUUGGGAAGCCUCUAAUGCUUCUCAAAGUGAGACACAUUUAAACUAGUGUCGGCUCCCAUAGAGGGACGUAUGGGAGCAAAGUUACAAAACUCCAGUCCCAAAACCAUGAAAUCUGUUGUCAAGAGUGUUGAGGUAGAAGGGUCAAAAUUACCACAUGGCCUUGUGGGAACUAAAACCACAGCUCAAGUAUACAUUGUAGGGAAAGACACAAACUGUCUCCUGGACACAGGUUCACAAGUCACAACUGUGCCCCUGUCCUUUUAUGAAGAACACCUUUCUGAUCUGACCAUUCAUUCUUUAAAUGAUUUGCUUGAAGUGGAGAGUGCUAAUGGCCAGUUUGUUCCCUAUUUAGGAUAUGUUGAGCUUACCAUCACCUUUCCAAAAGAGUUUGUUGGCUCUGAUAUUAAAAUUAACACUUUGGCCUUGGUUAUUCCUCACCUCCGCUCUGCAGCCCAUGAACAGGUGCUUAUAGGCACAAACACACUUGACGUUCUUUAUGCUGAUUACCAGAAACGUUCAUCUUUUCAGCCUUUGAUGAAUGGAUAUCAGGCUGUUCUCAAAAUACUUGAGAUACGACAAAGGGAGCUUAACUACAGCAGCCUUGGUUGUGCAAAACUAACGGGCAAGUUGCCUAGAGUUGUCCCUGCAAGGCAGACCGCUGUUGUUGAAGCUUUUGUUCAUGUUGAUCAUUUGAACAUUCAAAGAGAUGUCAUUCUUGAGCAACCAUCAGCUUCUUCUCUACCGAAUGGCUUACUCGUUUCAGCGAUUGCAGUAACUUUACCAAGCAAACGCUCAUGUCAUAUUCCUGUCGUACUAAGAAAUGACACCAAUCAUGACAUAGUCAUUCCCCCCAAAACUAUUGUGGCAGAUGUUAAUGCUAUAGUACAGGUGUUACACAAAGAACACACUGUCAAUGAACCAGACUGUUCUCAAUUUCAAGCGGAGUCUUCCCCAGAACUGAGCUUUGAUUUUGGAGAUUCACCUUUAUCCACUGAAUGGAAAGGGCGAAUAACAAAAAUGUUAAACACCAUGCCAAACGUUUUCUCUCAGAAUGACCUGGAUUUUGGCCAUACUGAUAAGGUGAAACACAGAAUAAAGCUCAGUGAUGAGACGCCUUUUAAGCAAAGAGCACGUCCGAUACACCCCAACGAUGUGGAUGCUGUGAGACAACAUCUACAGGAACUCCUUGAUUCUGGAGUCAUACGGGAAUCUGAAUCCCCAUUCGCUUCCCCAAUCGUUGUGGUUCGCAAAAAGAAUGGUUCUGUUCGUCUGUGUGUGGAUUACAGAAAGCUGAAUAUGCAGACCAUUAAAGACGCCUACGCUCUUCCAAAACUGGAAGAUGCUUUCACUGCACUUGCUGGUUCUAAGUGGUUCUCCGUUUUAGACCUCAAGUCAGGCUACUAUCAGGUCGAAAUGGAAGAAGCAGACAAGCAUAAGACUGCAUUUGUGUGUCCAGUUGGAUUCUGGGAAUUUAACAGGAUGCCCCAAGGAAUAACAAAUGCGCCUUCAACCUUCCAAAGACUGAUGGAAAAGUGUGUUGGCGAUAUGAACCUAAAAGAAGUUUUAGUGUUCAUUGACGACCUGAUUAUUUUCUCAUCGUCCCUGGAAGAACAUGAACAACGCUUGCAGCGUGUUCUUGGACGAUUGAUGACAUAUGGUUUGAAACUGGCACCAGAGAAGUGCAAAUUCUUUCAAACAUCAGUGAAAUACCUUGGUCACAUUGUUUCUGAGAGAGGUGUUGAAACCGACCCAGAGAAAGUUCAGGCCUUAAAGACCUGGCCAAUCCCCACAAAUCUUAAAGAGCUUCAAUCCUUUUUAGGAUUUGCUGGAUACUACCGACGGUUCAUUCAGGGGUACUCUACUA